AUGGCGGGUACCUGUUCGAUGCUGUGUUUAAUCAUCAUCACUAUCUUUAUUCCUCCGCUCGGAGUCUUCCUCAUUUCCGGCUGUGGCGUUGAUUUCUGGAUCAACAUCCUCCUUACCAUCCUCGGGUACUUCCCCGGGCACAUUCACGCCUUUUAUCUGGAAUAUGUGUACUAUGAUCGCCGCAACCGGGAUCCUAUAACUCGCGCGACCCAGCGACCUGCGCCGGGUGUUUACUCGGAUCGCAUUCAGAGUGGCGGUCACUCUCACGCCCGCAACUAUGGCACUGUCUGA
Penicillium subrubescens is the source of this 291-nucleotide messenger RNA. RefSeq names its product YqaE/Pmp3 family membrane protein. The record is from RefSeq and is a predicted model, not a curated record. Gene Ontology annotation, cellular component: membrane. Lineage: Eukaryota; Fungi; Ascomycota; Eurotiomycetes; Eurotiales; Aspergillaceae. The transcript has 3 exons. Bases 1 to 291 code for a protein of 96 amino acids.